Fomitiporia mediterranea MF3/22 is the source of this 2021-nucleotide messenger RNA. RefSeq lists its product as uncharacterized. Gene Ontology annotation, cellular component: cytosol. Gene Ontology annotation, biological process: proteolysis. Bases 1 to 1965 code for a protein of 654 amino acids. The transcript has 14 exons. Lineage: Eukaryota; Fungi; Basidiomycota; Agaricomycetes; Hymenochaetales; Hymenochaetaceae. Gene Ontology annotation, molecular function: metallopeptidase activity; zinc ion binding; epoxide hydrolase activity. The record is from RefSeq and is a predicted model, not a curated record.
AUGCCUGACCCUACGACUCAAUCAAAUUAUCUUUCGAUCGCUACAAAGCAUGUUGCCUUGGAUUGGACGUUAGAUUUUAACCAAAAGAUUAUUUCUGGUUCUGCGACGCAUAAGCUUAUCGUCAUAGAUGAGGCCGUGAAAGAAGUAGUAUUUGACUCCGGAGGAUUGGAUAUCACAUCAGCCGAGGUAGCAGGAAACCAGGUUACCUUCAAGCUGGACGAAAGACAUCCAGUUAUGGGCUCAGCCCUCCACAUCCCGUUCUCAGAGCCACUUCACAAAGGCGAAAAUGUCGAGGUCAAGAUAACAUAUAAGACCGCUACUGAUGCAGUAGCUCUGCAGUUCCUCGAUAAAGAGCAGACUCAAGGGAAGAAGUUUCCGUAUCUGUUCAGCCAGUGUCAACCCAUACAUGCUCGGACUAUGGCUCCUUUGCAAGAUACUCCUUCUCUUAAGAUCACAUACAGCGCGAAAAUAUCUUCAGUACUUCCGGUCCUGAUGUCCGCUAUCCGCGUGUCUCCAUCGCCACAAGGACCUCCUCAUGACGGCAAGGUUAUAGGGAAGGACGUCGUGACCUAUUCUUACAACCAACCUACACCAAUUCCUUCCUACCUCAUCGCGAUUGCCUCUGGCGAUGUUCGUUUCAGACCGUUCCCGAGAGAGAAGGGGAAGGACUGGACAAGUGGAAUCUGGGCUGAACCUGAGUUAAUCGACGCUGCAUAUUGGGAAUUUAGCGCAGAUACGAAUAGGUUCCUCGCAGCGGAAGAAAAGAUAGUCGUCCCGUACAAGUUCGGUGUUUAUGACCUUCUUGUCCUUCCUCCAUCCUUCCCUUACGGUGGCAUGGAAAAUGCUUGUCUCUCGUUCCUCACUCCUACCCUCCUGACUGGAGAUAGGACGCUUGUAGAUGUAGUAGUUCAUGAGCUGACACAUUCUUGGUUCGGAAACGGCGUCACUCAUCAGGACGCAUCAAAUUUCUGGCUUAAUGAAGGGUGGACUACGUACAUCGAGCGCGUACUUCAACAGGUCCUUCAUUCGCCUGCACAUCGCGGAUUUUCCUUCAUUAUUGGAUACAAAGCCCUGGAAGAUGCACUCAAGCAAUAUGAGGACCGGCCAAGAUAUCAGAGACUGAUCGUAGAUUACGAGGUCGGAGAAGAUCCGGAUGAUGCAUAUAGUAGCAUCCCGUACGAGAAGGGUGCCAACUUGCUUUUACAUUUGGAACGAGUUCUCGGAGGUUUGGACGUCUUCCUUCCAUAUGUCCGAGACUACGUCAAUACGUUCAUGGGUCAGAGCAUAAACGCUGCUAUAUGGAAAGAUCAUCUGUAUAGCUACUGGAGCAAGCAUGGUGGUGCAGAGAAAGUCAAGGCACUUGAUAGCGUUGACUGGAAUGCGUGGUUUUAUGGAGAAGGUCUCACUCUACCAGUUGAAAUGGAGUAUGAUACUACGCUUGCAGAGCAAGCUUAUGCAUUGGCCGCUCGUUGGGAUUCCUCUAGAGAUAAGGACGUGUCAAACCUUGACUUCAAGUCUAGCGAUCUCGAGGGUUUCGACACCAACCAGAAAAUUGUCUUCCUUGAGCGCCUCCAAAACUACCCGGCUUUUCCAAGUUCGCACAUUACUCACCUCGGCUCAUUAUACGGCGUCCGCACGACCUCAAACAUUGAAAUCCGCGAUCGGUUCUACGAGUUAGCUCUGCUCUAUCCUGGGGUCGCACCGGAAGAGUCAAAGGCUAUUGCUCAGGAGGCUGCUAAAUGGGUUGUCGGAGAGCACGGAACGGGUAUCAUCAAAGGUCGGAUGAAGUUCUGCAGACCGGUUUUCCGUGCCGUGAAUCGUGCCGAUCCUGAGGUUGCGAAGAGUACGUUUAUGAAAUACAGGUCUGCGUUCCAUCCUAUUGCGCGCAGGUUGAUUGAGAAGGAUAUUGGAAUUGUCCCUUACAAAAUGCCAAGUACACAAGACACUCACGCAGACGUUCUGUAAGUGAAAGAAGGGAUUUAUAGUGUGUAUGGAUAUCAAGAUAAAUGAGAAUGCGCUUU